AUGGCCAGGGAUGCGCGGGGAGCCGGCCGUGCCCUUGGCGCUGCCGCUGCCGGCGCGUCCCGCAUCUCCCGGGCGCCGCGCGGUCCCAGCCCCGCCGAGGAGCCGCGGCCGCCGCUCCGCCCGCCCGCCCGCGCUGCCCCCGCGCCGGGAUGUGGCCGCCGGGAUGUCGCCGCCGGGAUGCCGCUGCCGGGAUGCCGCUGCCGGGAUGCCGCUGCCGGGAUGUCGCUGCCGGGAUGUCGCUGCCGGGAUGUCGCUGCCGGGAUGUGGCCGCGCUGUCGCGCCGGCGCCCAGGGCCGGCCCCGGGCAGCGCCGCGCUCUCUCCCCGUGCGCGCCCGGCUCGGGGCGCCGGAGCCGCCGGAGCCGCCCGGCCGCUCCCGGCACCUGCGGGCGGCGGCAUCCCCGCUCCCUCCCUCCCUCCCUCCCUCCCUCGCUGCCUCGCUCACCUGCGCGGCUGCGGCGGCUCCGCGGGCCGCUGGCGGCGCGGCCGAGCCGGCCGGGCAGGCGCUGUGGGCCGGGGCGGCGGCUCCCGGCAGGAAAUUUCCCUUUGGCCGCCGCCUCCUCCCGCUGCCGCGGCCGCUCCCGAGCCCGAGCCCGCUCCCGAGCCCGCGCUCAGCGCCCGCCCGCGGCGCCCGCGGCGCCGCCUGGCGGACACGGCCCGCACUGCAGCGGGAGCGGCCCGGCCGGGGGACGCGGCCUCGGGGCUCUGUCGGCGACAGCGACAGCGACAGCGACAGCGACAGUGACAGCGACAACGACAGCGACACCGACAGCGACAGCGCUGCCGCCGCCACCGCCGCGCCCCGGCACGCCGCGGCUCCCGCCCGGGAUGUGUCGCUGCCCGCGCUGCGAGGGACGGACACACCUGGGGCUGGCGGUCCCCCCGUGUCCCCUCCGGGGGACAGCGAGGCGGGACGGGAGACCCGAAAUAGCCGCGGCAGGUGCGAAAGAUACAGCAACGAGCUGGAGCCAACAGCCUGA
Molecule: messenger RNA, 978 nt
Organism: Vidua chalybeata
Lineage: Eukaryota; Metazoa; Chordata; Aves; Passeriformes; Viduidae
Exons: 3
Coding region: 1-978 (325 amino acids)
Source: RefSeq, a predicted model, not a curated record